AUGUUAGAGUUACGGAAAAGCUUGAAAGCUUCUUCUCCGUCAAGUCUUGUUGUGCUUUUAGUACUAUUAUGGCUUAACAUCACAGUGAGGCCUUCCAUGGCCACACAAACAGUACCAGUAGGAGUCAUUCUUGAUCUGAACUCAACAUUUGGUGACAUGGUGAACAACAGCCUCGCCCUCGCCGUCGAAAAUUACUACUCCAUUCAUAACGAUACAGCCACCAGGAUCUACCUUGAUGUCCGGCAUGUUUCUCAGAACAACAUCGUCAUCGCGGCAUCAAGAGCUUAUGAUCUCAUGAAAAAAGUAAGAGUACGUGCCCUGUUGGGGCCGCAGAAUUCAGAGCAAGCAAGGUACAUUGUGAGACUGGGUGAGCUAUUGCAAGUACCUGUCAUUUGGUUUCCCAUAACGGGUCCAUCUCUUUUGCCACCGCCAUCCCCAUCCUCCAUCUACAUCGAUCAAGGCCUUAAUUGCUAUCAGUUCCAAGCCAUAGCCGCCAGUCUUAAGGCUCUUGGGUGGCAAUCAAUCAUCCCCAUUUAUGAAGAGACUGAAUAUGGCAGUCAUCUUGUUCCAUGCCUCACCAAUGUCUUGAAAGAGAUGGGCAUACGAAUGGCUAACGUAACUGCCAUUGCUUCAGAUUCAUCAGAUCUUGAAGUUAACAUUACUCUUAACAGGUUAAACAACAUGCGAACACAUGUAUUUCUUGUCCAUAUGAGCAUGGAUCUCGGAACAACAUUUAUUAGCUCUGCACAAAAGAAAGACAUGAUGGGCGAAGGAUAUGCUUGGAUACUUACCCAAGAGCUAUCUUCUUUGACAGAUCCUCGAGUUAUGGUUCCGAGAAAAUUGUAUCGUGGCCAAGUCCCAUCUGGGACUUUUAUUGAUUCUUUUGCUUUGAAAGGGUAUAUGCAAGGUGCAUUGGGAGUGAGGCCAAUGGAUUCGAUCAAAACAGAUGCGCGUAACGUGAUAGAGGAUAAUUUCACUAAUAAGUUCCCAGGAGCUAGGCUAACUAUCUAUGGAUGGUGGGCUUAUCACACAAUCGAAGCACUGGCUAUGGCAUUAGAGAAGCCCGGCGCAGACAAUAAUGGCACAAAACUUCGAAGUGAAAUUCUGGAUACUAAUUUCACAGGCGUGUCAGGGAUAAUUUUUGAUUUAAAACGAGGACAACUAGAUCAAUCAGUGCUUGAAGUAUACAAUGUGGUAGGAACAAGAGAAAGGAUCAUCGGAUCUUGGAACCCCAAAGAUGGAUUUGUUCAAAAUAAUAGUAAAAGUGGCGAGGUAUCUGGUGAUGAAUACCAACAAAGUGGUCCACUGGCACUGUGGCCGGGUGACACAUUGGAUAAACCACCGAAGUUGAGAAUAGGAGUCCCAAGAACAAAUUCUUUUCCUGAAUUUGUGAAUGCAGGUAAUUCUAGUAAGCUUCGGAUUGAUGGCUUUGCUAUUCAUGUGUUCUUAAAAGCUAUCAGUCGUUUGCCGUUUCUGUUAAAUAAUUAUGAGUUUGUUCCCUUGCCGAAAAAAAGCGAUACUCCCACAAACUAUGAUGAUAUUCUCUGCAGCCAAAUGAAAGACGAGGAUCUUGAUGCUAUAAUUGGAGACAUCACAAUUGUAGCAAAACGCACAAACUGUGUUGAUUUCAUGUUGCCGUAUCUAGAUUCAAGCGUAGCAAUGGUGGUAAGGGCGAAGGCCUACAGAAAUGCGAUGGAGUUUAAAAGCAAAGCUGCAGGAUGGAUGGUGAUACUGACGUCACUCCUAUUCAUCUUAGUAGUGCAAGUUUACACGGCGAAUUUGACUUCAAUUUUAACACAAGGAGAGAAGAAAGAGCCUGCAUUUAAGGACGAAAAUGGGGUUAAAAGUAGCAAUGUGUUUGUGGGACAUCGAAAUGGGUCGUGGGUGAAGGAGCUUCUGAUUAACCAAAUGGGAUUCGACCCGUCUCGAUUAAAGGCUCUAGCAACUGGUGAGGAGUACAAUUCAGCAUUGUCAAAUGGAACAGUGGAAGCUAUUUUUGAUGAAACUCCCUAUCUCACGCUCUUUCUCUCCAGAUAUAGAUCUGGCUUCAUGAUGACAGGACCAAUCCAUAAAACUGGUGGAUUUGCCUUUGCAUUCCCAAAGAAAUCUAGCCUGGCCUUGCAUUUCUCGAAUGCAAUCUUAAAGGUGACUCAAGAUGCGGAGCCAUAUCGUGUGCUGAUGGCCAGGAGCUCCUUACCCACCUCCAUUGAAGAUUUCAUUUUUGAAGACCAUAGUGAUCCUGAGACGACAAGUUUGAAAAUAGAUGACUUUGGAGGCCUUUACCCUGUCCUAAUAAUAUCUGUAGUAGCUCUCUUCAUAUCUGUAGUAGUAGCACCUCUGAAUCCAUCAGUAAUUCGAUGCUUGCUUAGCAAGCGGUUUCCAUUCCGAAUCCAUCAUCAGUGA
Molecule: messenger RNA, 2403 nt
Organism: Neltuma alba
Lineage: Eukaryota; Viridiplantae; Streptophyta; Magnoliopsida; Fabales; Fabaceae
Product: glutamate receptor 2.7-like
Exons: 5
Coding region: 1-2403 (800 amino acids)
Cellular component (GO): membrane
Molecular function (GO): ligand-gated monoatomic ion channel activity
Source: RefSeq, a predicted model, not a curated record